UUAAAAUGAUUGUCUUUCAACAUGAUCCAAAAACAAAACCAGAAGGAUGCCCUGAAAUGCCUGUGCCCGCCUCUGAGCUCUGGCCAGCUUCCUCCCGCGACACCGGGAUGCCGGGCUGCGCACGGGGCCCGCGGUCCCCCCGCCGCCGCCGGCCUGCGCACCAUCUUAGAAGCGCCGAGAGGUGGCACACGACUUUCUGGCCCACGUGCGAGGACCCCGCCUCGGGCGGAGGACACGCCCGGCCUUCCCCGCCUCUGAUGGAUUAGCCCCCGCGGUGGAAGGUCGCCCGGGGAGCCUCGGCCGCCCAGUCGCGGCGCCGGGCGUGCGGGCGCAGCGGCUCCUCCUCCCGCGGGCGCGCCCGGCUCCGCGUGGACCGGCCGCCGCUGUCCCCGGAGGAGAGCCGGCAGAGCCUCUGGCCCCGGAAGGAAGGCAGGACGGAGGAAGGCAGCGGGGUGCCCGGCCGCAAGGCCCUGGGUGUGGACGCGGGGGGCGUGUGUGCGCCGGAGAUGCCGCGGCCCAGCCCAGGGCGCUGACCACCAUGCCGUUCCCGCCCGCGCCGCCGCCGCCGCCCACCCCGGCCCCGGGGGUCCCCGCCGCGCGCCCGCCGCCCCGGAAGCCCGGCGCCCCGCGCAAGGCGGCGGCGCCCGCCUGCGCCCCGCCCGGACCCUCGCCGCCCGCCGCGGCCGCCGAGAAGAAGAGGAGGCCUCCCGAGCGGCCCCCGGGGCCGCUGUCCAGCUCCUGGCCCUCCGCCACUCUGAAGCGGCCGCCGGCCCGCCGCGCCCCCGGCCCGGCCUCCCCGCGCGCCCCGGCCCCGUGCGCGUCACGGCCGGCAGGUUCCGGCGACGGCCCCGCGGGGACCGCGGCCUCAGGGGCGCGGACCGCCGCCUCGGGCGCCGGGCCCGACGCCGCCCUGCGCUUCUCGCUGAGCCUCACGCCCGAGGCCGUGCUGGUCAUCCAGCGGCGCCACCUGGAGAGGCAGCUGCUGGCUCGGCCCCGGCGGGCGCCCCCAGCCGACGCCGGGCGCCCGCCCGCCCCCUGCCCCCGGGCCGCGGGCCUCGGCCGCCGUCUGGCCCCGCCGCCGCCGCCCGUCCCCGUCCCCGGCCCGCGGCCCGCCGACCUGCGCUCGCUGCUCAAGGUGUCGCUGCUCAACGAGCGGCACAAAUACGACGACGUGGAGUACGAGGAGGAGGCCGUGGCCGCCGACGAGGGCCUGGUGCGCAAGUGCACCGAGUGGCUGCGCGGCGUGGAGUCGGCGGCCGCCGCGCGCGACCGGGCGGGGCCCCUGGACGCGCUGCCGCACCUGAGCUCGCUGUGACCACGCCCGCGGCCCUCCCGGGCUCCGGAGAGCCGGCCCCGCGGCCCACCACCUGCAGAGGACCGGAGACGGCCGCCGCCCCGCCUGCGGCCCUCCCGGCCUCCCCGCGGCCCACCACCUGCAGAGGACAGGGAGACAGC
Messenger RNA from Bubalus bubalis (water buffalo), 1455 nucleotides. It is a transcript of the gene PRR18, whose product is annotated as proline rich 18. The record is from RefSeq and is a predicted model, not a curated record. NCBI's taxonomy places the organism in Eukaryota, Metazoa, Chordata, Mammalia, Artiodactyla, Bovidae. The coding region runs from base 539 to 1315 and encodes 258 amino acids. The transcript is spliced from 2 exons.